GCAAACUAAAGUACCUUCUCUGUCACGCUCUGUUAGGCAUUCCAUUGUUUUCACAAACUUUUAAUUCUCACCAAACUCCAAUUUUUUCUUUUUUAGCUGAAAUCUCUUUAAUCCCAUUAUUAUUAUUACUCUUUCAAUAUAAACAGUAAACCCCACAAACCAAAACUACUCAUUACAAUCUUGAAUCAAUAGAUUGAAAAAAAAAAAAAUGGAAGUGGGCAAUAAUAGAAGAAGGAGCACGUCAUCAUCAAGAAAUAAUAAUGGUGUUGUAGUAGCUACAGGUUCUGUUUGGGAAAAUAGAAUGAAACUUGAUGAAGUAAAAGGUGGAUUCAAAGUGUUUAGUAAUAACAAUAAUGAUGAAACCCCAAAUGAAAAUGAUGGUAAAGAUUGUAACUUUAUCAGUGGAAGUAACACUCAAGUGGAUAAAAAGUUGGAUAUGGGACCAAAAAAGACUAAUAUUGGUGUUGUGGGGGUGAGUGGAAAGAGAAAAACUUGGAAAACUGAGAGUAGCCCAAUUCAGAUUGCUAGUAAAAGAUCUGGUUUGAGCAAAAAAUUGGAUGAAAAAUGUGAUUUGAGCAAAAAUUUGGAUGAAAAGUGUAAAGAUUUGAGUGUUUCUGUUGAUGGGGUUGUUGGAUUUACAAUGAAAAAUGGGAAAGCUGAGAACUUUGAUGGAAACCAAAUUCAGAUUGCUAGUAAAAGGUCUGAUUUGAGCAAAAAUUUGGGUGAAAAAAUGUGGAGGAAAAAAAAUUUGGGUGAAAAGUGUAAAAAUUUGGAUGAAAAGUGUAAAGAUUUAAGUGUUUCUGAUAAUGGGGUUGUUGGGAUUACAAAGAAAACUUGGAAAGUUGAGAGCUUUGAUGGAAACCAAAUUCAGAUUGCUAGUAAAAGGUCUGAUUUGAGCAAAAAUUUGGAUGAAAAAUGUGAUUUGAGCAAAAAUUUGGAUGAAAAGAGUAAAGAUUUGAGUGUUUCUGAUAAUGGGGUUGUUGGGAUUACAAGGAGAACUUGGAAAACUGAGAGUUUUGAUGGAAACCAAAUUCAGAUUGCUAGUAAAAGGUCUGAUUUGAGCAAAAAUUUGGAUGAAAAAAGUAAAGAUUUGAGCAAAAAUUUGGGUGAAAAGUGUAAAAAUUUGAGUGUUUCUGCUGAUGGGGUUGUUGGUACUACAAGGAAAACAUGGAAAUCUGAAUCUUUAGAAGGAAACUCAAUUCAGAUUGCUAGUAAAAGGUCUGAUUUGAGCAAAAAUUUGGAAGAAAAGUACAAAGAUUUGAGCAAAUUUUUUGAUGAUAAGUGUAAAGAUUUGAGCAAAAAUUUGGAUGAAAAGUGUAAAGAUGUGAGUGUUUCUGGUGAUGGAGUUUGUAAAAAAGUCCCAAAUCAAAGUAAGAAAAACUCUGAGCUGAGAAAACUGAAAUCUGAGUCUGUUAAUGGAAAUGUGAAAAAAUCCAAUCUUGAUGUAAGAAUCUUGAAAAAAUCCAAUCUUGAAGAAUCAAGUGAGAAUCUUGAAGGGUCAAUUGGUAUUAAGAAGACAAAAUCUGAGGAGUUUGGUAUGUGUGAAGAGAAAUUCAUCACAAGUAAUGUGGUAUCUGAGGCCAAAUCUGCAAAUAAAUUAGAAAAGAAUCUUGAAAAUGAAGAUGAUAAUGAAGAAUGGGAUGAUGUAUUGGAAGAUGAAAUUGAUGAGGAAAUUGAAAAGAAAAGUGUUGAUGUUAAAGAAAUUAGAGUACAAGAACAGAAUAAGCCUAAAAAGAUUGUGAUUGAAGAGAAGAAAUUUCAGUACAAUAAUAAAAGGCAAAUACCAGUUUCUUCAAUUAACAAGAAACAGUCCCCUCCUACUUUAAUCCAUGCUAAAAUUCAUCCAAGCCCAACAAGAACCAAAUCAGUUCCAGUUUCAGAUGAAUUCCAGUCUAGAAAACAUAGCAAAUUACAAAGCUUGGUUGACUUAGUGAUGUGGAGAAAUGUAUCAAAAUCUGCAUUAGUCUUUGGAAUUGGAACCUUUGUUAUCAUUUCAUCUUCGUAUACUCAAGAUCUCAAUAUUAGUUUCAUUUCUGUGCUCUCCUGCUUGGGUCUGGUCUAUCUUGCUGCAAUCUUUCUCUUUAGAUCCCUCAUUCACAGGAGAGCAGUUGAUAUUGGUGAAUCAAGUGAGUAUGUAGUAGGGGAAGAAGAAGCAGUGUGGAUACUGAAAUUGAUACUUCCUUUUAUAAAUGAGUUUCUUUUGAAAAUCAGAGCCCUUUUUUCUGGGGAUCCUUCAACUACAAUGAAGAUGGCAGUUUUGCUGUUUCUUUUGGCUAAGUUUGGCAGCUAUAUAACUAUUUGGAAACUGUCUAAAUUGGGCUUUUUUGGAGUUUUCGUCAUACCAAAAGUUUGCUCUUCUUAUUCCACACAAUUAACCUCUUACGGUACAUUUUUGAUAAUGUAUAUUAGAGAUGCAUGGGAAUCAUGUAAUCACAAAAAAGCAGUUGGAUUUGCAAUCUUCACAUUAGUAUGGAAUUUCUCUUCAAUCAUUGCCAGAAUAUGGGCAGUGUUCAUGUUAUAUGUGGGCUUUAGGUACUAUCAACAAACCUUGAUGAGAGAAGACACUACAAUUAAAGCUGAUGAUUUUUUGCAAGGGAAAAUUAGAGAACAAAGACAAGUUGGGAGAAAGCCCAAUUCAAUGGACACAAGAAAGCAAAAGAAAGCAUUUUAAUUUAAUCCAUAGCUAAUAUUAUAAAUAAUUUAAAAAAUAUAUAUAUUACUAGGUGAUAGAUAACAACAUGUAUUCUACAUUUUCUUUCCCAUUUCCCUAACCAUUAUCUUUUGAUAAUUUUUUUAUUCUUUCUGUACAUAGUUGUCUGACAAAGUAAACUGAUUGGAGCUUAGCCUCCAUUGGCUUAUAAAUCUUUUGGUUUUCAAAUGAA
Messenger RNA from Lycium ferocissimum, 2882 nucleotides. RefSeq names its product reticulon-like protein B21. The coding region runs from base 209 to 2671 and encodes 820 amino acids. NCBI's taxonomy places the organism in Eukaryota, Viridiplantae, Streptophyta, Magnoliopsida, Solanales, Solanaceae. The transcript is spliced from 10 exons. The record is from RefSeq and is a predicted model, not a curated record.